Messenger RNA from Beauveria bassiana ARSEF 2860, 678 nucleotides. Its product is annotated as galactoside O-acetyltransferase. The transcript is spliced from 3 exons. Gene Ontology annotation, molecular function: acetyltransferase activity. The record is from RefSeq and is a predicted model, not a curated record. NCBI's taxonomy places the organism in Eukaryota, Fungi, Ascomycota, Sordariomycetes, Hypocreales, Cordycipitaceae. Bases 1 to 678 code for a protein of 225 amino acids.
AUGUCAGCUACAUCCGCGGAUGGCAAGCCCAUCGAUCAACAGGACAAUCUCCGGCGCAUGGCUGCCGGCGAGCUGUACUAUGCCUUUACGCCAGAUCUGAUUGCGGCGCGCAAGAGGGUCGAGACUGCUUACAAGCGCUUCAACAAGGCCGAUGAUGCCUCACGCAGAGAGAUAGCCGAGAUGUGGAACGACAUCACCCAGAACAAGACGCCGCUGCCCGCGCGAGCAGCCAGCGAGGAGCAAGACGAGGAGCUCCUUCAGGACUUUGCCUGGGUCGACCGACCCAUUGGCAAGAUUGACUACGGUUACAACAUCAAGCUGGGCAAAAACGUCUACAUCAACAGCAAUAGCGUCUGGAUCGACACGUGCACCAUUACGAUUGGCGACCGGGUCAUGGCCGGCCCCAACGUGUCCUUUUACUCGGGCACGCACCCGGUCGACUACCGCAUCCGCAACGGUACGCGCGGGCCCGAGAGCGGCGCGCCCAUCACCGUCGGUGACGACUGCUGGAUUGGCGGCAACGUGACGAUCCUGGCAGGCGUGACGAUUGGCCGCGGUAGCGUGAUUGGCGCCGCCAGCGUCGUGACAAAAGACAUUCCGCCAGAGUCUGUGGCGGUAGGAAGUCCUGCGCGCGUCAUCAAAAAGGUCGACACGUCCAAGCCUCCCCAGUACGAGUAG